Merops nubicus (carmine bee-eater) is the source of this 504-nucleotide messenger RNA. Its product is annotated as ATPase family AAA domain-containing protein 1-like. The record is from RefSeq and is a predicted model, not a curated record. Bases 1 to 504 code for a protein of 167 amino acids. NCBI's taxonomy places the organism in Eukaryota, Metazoa, Chordata, Aves, Coraciiformes, Meropidae. The transcript has 3 exons. Gene Ontology annotation, cellular component: mitochondrial outer membrane.
AUGGUGGACCCGCAGCUGGCUCUUCGUGGCUCUGGGGUGUGCGUGCAGGGUCGCGGGCUGCAGCGACGCCCGCCGGGACAGCGGGGCUGUGGUGCCUGGAGGUGCUUCGGCCUGAGCCAGCCGAGGCUCUUCCCUUCAUUCCUGUGCCUGGGGGGCCAGGUGGCUCACUCCACGCCCAAACCUGGGCACGGCGUGCUGGGCCUGGGAGCUGGGGCUCAGGGAAUGAGCCAGCAGGACAGUAACACUGUGGACAGACACGUGGAUCUGCUGCAAGUGGCCAAAGAGACGGACGGCUUCUCGGGCAGCGACCUGAAGGAGAUGUGCCGGGACGCGGCGCUGCUCUGUGUCAGGGAGUACGUCAACGCCGCCUGCGGAGAGGAGGCCCAUGACGAGGAUGAAAUUCGGCCUGUGCAGCAGCAGGAUCUCCACAGGGCGAUUGAGAAGAUGAGAAGAUCGAAGGACGCCACGCUGCAGAACGUUUUGAUGCACGUUAGUUUGGAUUAA